CCCGGUCCCACCCCGCUGACCCCCGCAUGGCCAAGCAGAGCCCUGCGGAGCCGCAGGCGGCGGGGCCGAGCGGCGCGGCCCGCGGGAAGAGCAAGAAGAGGAGGAAGAAGAGGAAGGCCCUCGGGAAAGCGGCGGCCGCGCCCGGCAUGGCGGCCGUGGGUCCCCCCCGCAACCCGCAGGAGUUCUCCUCCAACUGGAAGGCGCUGCAGGAGCUGCUGAAACAAAAGGCAAAUAACUCCAAGAAGCCCAUUUCCACAGAUCAAACAGACACCACAAAGAAGCAGCCACUCAAAGCAGCCAAAGGCCCAGAAGUCCCAGCAGUCAAUGGGAAUGGGAAUGUGGUAAAGGCCAAAUCCACAAAUAAAAUGGACAGUGGUGCUGCUAAAGCCAGUCCUCCUCUGGCCAAGCCAGAAUCCAAGGGGGUUACAGCAAGUAAGAACUUAAAUGGCACCAAAAGCAAUGGGAAAGGCUGCAAAGAAAAGAAGAAAAAUGGCAUUGUUGUGAAGGAGAAGGAUGAGCUGAAACAUAAGAGGAGGAAAGCUGAGGAACACGUGGAGCAGCAGCCCAAGGAGGCUGACAUCUGGUUUGAUGACGUUGAUCCCAAAGAUAUUGAAGCAGCACUAGGACCUGAAGCAGCAAAAAUUGCCAGAAGGAACCUGGGACUUGAAACAGUGCAAUGCCAGUCUGUGGAGCAGGUGCUGGUUAAGGAAAAGGCUUUUGAUGGGCUGACCCGGGCCGUGGCCAUGGACUGUGAGAUGGUGGGGGUGGGCCCCAAGGGCGAGGACAGCAUCUUGGCUCGGGUGUCCAUCGUCAACCAGUUUGGGAAGUGUGUCUAUGACAAGUAUGUCAAGCCCACGGAGAAGGUGACAGACUACAGGACAGCUGUCAGUGGCAUCCGGCCUCAGAAUAUAAACUCAGGUGAAGACUUCAAAAAGGUUCAGAAGGAGGUGGCUGAGAUCCUGCAGGGAAGGAUUUUAGUUGGACACGCCUUACGGAAUGACCUGAAGGUCCUACUUCUUGAUCACCCUCACAAGAAGAUCAGGGACACACAGAGAUACAAACCUUUUAAACAGAGAGUCAAGAGUUCCAGGCCAUCCCUGAAGCUGCUCUGUGAGAAGCUGCUCAAUGUUCAGGUGCAGACAGCAGAGCACUGCUCGAUCCAGGAUGCACAAGCAGCUAUGAGACUUUACACCCUGGAGAAAAAGAAAUGGGAAGCUGCUGUUAAGAACAAAGCUAACAAGAAAAAUUGUAAAACUUAAAAACCCAGGGCAGAAUCUUUCACCUGCAGCAUUUGCUGGUUUGAUGUCACAUUCCAAAUUUAGAGAUAAGUCAGAACUGACAGCAGCUACUUCAUAAAAUCAUUCCAAAGACAAUGCUGCAAUAACCUGGAAGUGCAGGAAUGCUGCUGGUAUCCCUGUGGAUGGGCCCUGUGCCUGAUGCCUGCUGCUCUGCUCAAGCAACCUUUGUAACAAAUGCCUGCAGCUGGGAAGAACUUCAUCAAUUAAAUUUCUUCAAUGGAAAUAGACACUGAAUAAGUUUAAAAAAAAUUAAAUUAUGAUAGAUGAAGGAAGAAACUGUCAUUGCUUUGUCAAAACUGAGGAUUAAAAUCUUUAUUUCAAGUAUGUUGAGGCCCAUAAAGUGAGGUCUGCUGCAAGGUGAAUUCUUAAUUAUUGCUGUUAGUUACACAGUUGUGGUACCCAAACCAUCAAUAAAUACCUGUUUGUAUAUUAUUAAAGCCCAAUAUUCUUUUUUUCUGGUGAGAACAGUCCUCUAAUGGAGGAUCCAGGCUUUUGUAUCCAGCAGUGGCCAAGUCUUGUUCUUAGACAAAGCAUUUUUCCUUCCUCAGUUUCAAAAGUGUUGCAUCCACCAGGGUCCGAAUCUCCUGGAGGGAAACGUGAGAAUUGUCAGACAGAAGAUUACCUUGUUGCUCCACUUAUUUUUGUAUUCAUUUAUUAAUAAAAACAAUGUGUCUAACAUAAAUCUUUGAAGUGCUGCUGUUACAACAGGAGAGGGAGCUUUCUCCCCUUCUGUGAUUAUUGUUUUCUGUGCUACCUUGUGGCUGCAGUGCUCAUUGAAGGGGUGCAGGAGAACAGUUUGUGACUGUCUUUGAAAACAAUUCUGUAAAUGCAUUACUAAAAUCAGCAAAAUUUAAGACUAACCAGUUCUGUUGGCUUGAUGGACAAACCUAAUUAUUGGUUUCUUGCCAGCAAGCCAUUGCAAAAGAAAUACAAGUGUAACACAUUAAAUAGCUCUGAUAACUUUGCUGGUUUUUCCUUUUGUUUCCCAGUGUGGCUGAUUGGUGAAAUUUAAUGUAAGUUAAAUCUUCCCACAGACUCAGAAAGUUUUUGUUGGGUUUUUUUUUUCAU
This is a messenger RNA of Onychostruthus taczanowskii (white-rumped snowfinch), 2366 nucleotides long. RefSeq names its product REX4 homolog, 3'-5' exonuclease (gene REXO4). The record is from RefSeq and is a predicted model, not a curated record. The transcript is spliced from 8 exons. Gene Ontology annotation, biological process: rRNA processing; DNA catabolic process. Gene Ontology annotation, molecular function: nucleic acid binding; 3'-5' exonuclease activity. Gene Ontology annotation, cellular component: nucleus. The coding region runs from base 27 to 1259 and encodes 410 amino acids. Lineage: Eukaryota; Metazoa; Chordata; Aves; Passeriformes; Passeridae.